Musa acuminata AAA Group (dessert banana) is the source of this 1009-nucleotide messenger RNA. RefSeq lists its product as uncharacterized. Gene Ontology annotation, molecular function: RNA binding. Gene Ontology annotation, biological process: ribosomal large subunit biogenesis; nuclear-transcribed mRNA catabolic process; rRNA processing. Bases 106 to 789 code for a protein of 227 amino acids. The record is from RefSeq and is a predicted model, not a curated record. Gene Ontology annotation, cellular component: preribosome, large subunit precursor; nucleolus. Lineage: Eukaryota; Viridiplantae; Streptophyta; Magnoliopsida; Zingiberales; Musaceae. The transcript has 8 exons.
GUAUAUCCUUCGACGCGUGCCCUAAGCCCCUACAAAUCGUCCGCGCAGCACCGCAAGACCCUUUCUGCAAGCGGCGGCAUCAAACGCCAACUCGUCUGCGAGGCGAUGCCGAUUUCCAAACGCAACCGAACGGUGACGCUGUCGAAGACCAAGAAGAAGGGGAAGGAGCACAAGGAGGCAAUUGUGAACGCGAUCAAGCAAGCACUGGAGGAUUACGCUUCUGCCUACGUCUUCACUUUCGAGAACAUGAGGAAUCAGAGAUUCAAGGAGUUCAGGGAGCAACACAAAUCCACCGGCAGAUUCUUUCUGGGGUCAAACAAAGUCAUGCAGAUAGCGUUAGGGCGGUCAGUAGCCGAUGAAGUGAAGCCCGGCAUUCAUAAGCUUUCUAAGUUUCUUCGUGGUGAUGCUGGACUUCUCUGCACCAAUCUGGCUAAAGAGGAGGUCCAGAGAAGAUUUCAAGAGUAUGAAGAACAUGAUUUUGCAAGGACAGGAAGCAUAGCCACUGAAAAGGUUGAAAUAAAAGAAGGUCCAUUGGAUCAGUUCACACAUGAAAUGGAGCCAUAUCUCCGUAAGCAGGGUUUACCAGUUCGCUUGAAUAAAGGAAUCGUUGAGCUCAUUUCUGACUUUGUCGUGUGUGAAAAAGGGAUGCCAUUGUCUCCUGAAUCAGCUCGCACCUUGAGGUUGCUUGGAAUCAAGAUGGCUACUUUCCGGCUCCAUCUGGUUUGUUGUUGGACUCCAGAAGAUUUUGAAAUUUACAACGAGGAGUUAGAUCUUUCGGAUAUUGAGUGACACUACUACCAUUCUUGUGACAUAUGUUCAUCAGGUGUUCAUGGGACUAACGGAGUUGCAUGCUUAGAUCUUUGUAAGAGCGAUUGUUCAUGCUUCACUUUCAAUUUUUCUUGCCGCUAGUUUUGGAAAUUAUGGUGAUUUCGCUGUAUUAAUAUGGAUGUACUGGAUCGUGACAUUAUCCUGCACCUACCUUAAUCCGGAGUUGUUUUUGUGUGGCUAA